GAAACAGCUUCAAAGGAUAUCCAACCCUGAACUACGGAUUAGUACAUAGCAAAUGCGGUAACCCAACAAAACACCCUGCUGUGGUACUCGACCAGGAUUCCAGGGGACGCGUCCUAGGUCAUAUCUACCUCGAAAUCUAAGCAGAAGAAGAGGUUGUUCUUUAGUAGAACGCGUCAAUAUGGAUGACCUUGCUGUUGAUCUCACAGCCGAUGAUCUUCACCUGGGCAAUGUGGACCGCACUUUGAGAGAACUCCAGCGCAUGGUCAAGGAGCAUGAGGAUGCAUUGAGCCAAGUAUGUUUCGAGUCCAGGAGUUUGUCACCGUUUACUAAGUAUCUCCAGCUGCGAGCCAGUUCGGAGCACCAUUAUCAAGGGAACAUCGAUUCAGCCAAAGCUUCACUGGAUAUUAUGACCAGUGCGCACGAUGCUGCCGCCACUUCGGCCCCUUUUCUCCCAUCCCAUGGCUCUGUCUUACCAGCGCUACUUGCCUUGCGGAAGACUCACCAGACCACCGCCCAGUCGAGAGCUUAUGCGACCUCCCAGGGGGCAUCCUUGGAGAAGGCAAGGCGACAGCUGGAGCUUGAGAAAGCCAAUCUUGAAGAUCAGAAGGCUCUGCAAAAGGCACUCGAGGACCGUAUUGAGACUCUACGCAAUGGGCUGGAGACCAGUCAGAAGAAAACACCUGAGCAGGUGGCGCAGGAACGGCUCGACGAGCUGAGGCAAAAGAAAACCCAUUAUGACAGGGAGACGUCGAGGUUUCUCAGGGCUCUCAACAAGUUCAUAGACGAACAUCUUGGUGCGAUGUUGGCUGCUGAGGAACUCGGCGGGCCGGUCGUUGGUGACAUGAUGGAUGUCGACACCGACGACCUGGGCGCCGGUUUCAACGCGCAAGGGAAGCUGAAGAAAGCCAAGGCGAACCCGGACGAGGAUAUGCGUCAACGGCGGAUUGAUGAUAUCUGGGGAGGUGGAGGCGGUGAGCAGGCGCAAAAGAGAAGGAGAGAUCGCGAGGGCGACGAAACAUCGGCGGCUGGCGCGGAGAUGCGUGAGUUGACUGAGCUGCUGCUCAACAGCUUGAUGGACUCGGCCGGAGAUUCUUCUGCGGCUUACGUGCGUAUCCCUAGGGAAACUGCGGCGGCAAGGUUCUUGGUCCGGUCUAAAGUGGCCCAAUUCCACCCCAGGGAUGCCACGAGGCUGAGACUGGUAGACUUUGGGCGGGACCUGGACGACUAGUGAUAGGAGGGGAGGAGGAGGAGCUGUUACACGCAUAAGCAGAUCCCCCGCAUCUGCCCCAACUCCUGUCGAUCAGCUUGUGAGCCCCCGGAACACAUGAUCGGAAAUCUG
Messenger RNA from Phialemonium atrogriseum, 1339 nucleotides. RefSeq lists its product as uncharacterized. Lineage: Eukaryota; Fungi; Ascomycota; Sordariomycetes; Cephalothecales; Cephalothecaceae. The transcript has 2 exons. The coding region runs from base 179 to 1228 and encodes 349 amino acids. Gene Ontology annotation, cellular component: nucleus. The record is from RefSeq and is a predicted model, not a curated record. Gene Ontology annotation, biological process: kinetochore assembly; mitotic sister chromatid segregation.